GACGCGCCGUGGCCCGCGGCGUCCCCCCGCAGUCAGGCUUGACGGGGACCGACCCGCGGAGAAGCCGGCGUCUGGAUAUCGCCUGAAAAGCACCACCCAACAACUUGGAUUGCUUUUGUCCGUAGCAUUUUAAACUUUUCUUUUCUUUUUUCUUCUUCUCCUUUUUUUUUCUAUUUCGUUUUUUGGACGAAAAUUAAGGAUGUUGUUUCUAUGUGCCUCCAGCGCCUUAAGCCCCCCUUCCAAGUUUACCUGUAGUUUUUUAUUUCUUCUCUGGUUCUUCCAUAUGCCCCGGCCAUCCACACAACUCAUUACAGGUACGGAGGCCAGCUGUGAGAACGAGGGCGAGGUGCUGCACAUCCCCAACAUCACCGACAACCCCUGCAUCACCUGCGUCUGUCUGGACGGGAAGGCAGACUGUAAACAGGAGAAGUGUCCACUGGUGUCUGACGACUGUGCCCUGGUGGUGAAGCAGACAGGAGCCUGCUGUGAGCGAUGUAAAGGUUGCCAGUUGGACGGGAGGUCCUAUAACAGCUCAGUAUCCUGGACUAGUUCUACUAAGCCCUGCAUCACCCGACGCUGUCAGGAAGGUGUCAUCACUGAGGCAGAAGUGCAAUGUGUCGUACACUGCAAGAACCCCAAGAUCCACCCCAAGAAGUGCUGUCCUACCUGUCCUAGCUGCAUCUUUGAGGGUCGUCUAUAUAAAGAGAAGGAGGAGUUUAAUCCAGAAGGCAAGCCCUGCAUCAAAUGUACCUGCACUGGCGGACGGACCCUGUGCGUGCGGGAGGCGUGUCCUGUUCUCUCAUGCCCCGCCCAUCUCAGCCACACCCCACCUGGACAGUGCUGUCCCAGAUGUCUCGGCCAGAGGAAGGUGUUCGACCUGUCUUUAGGGAGCUGUCUGUUCCACAGCGAGGUCUAUGAGAAUGGCACCUCCUUCAAGCAUGACAACUGCACCACCUGCACCUGCAAGGAUUCCACAGUGGUUUGCAAGAGACGCUGUUCACGGCCGGGGAGCUGCCAUGGUGACCUUUGCUGUGAGGAGUGUCUGUCUUACGUGAAGGUAGAAGAAGUGAAAUACUGCCGUGUCAGAAACAAGAUCUACAGGGAAGGGGACAUGUGGUCAUCAGUAAACUGCACCCUGUGUGCCUGUGUCAAAGGAAACAUCGAGUGCCAGCCCAAGCAGUGCGUUCCAAUCAUCAGCUGCCCCUCGAAUAAAAUCCUGAAUCGGACCGGCUGCUGUCCAGUUUGCACUGAAAAGCCGGGUGUGUGCACAGUUUUUGGCGACCCCCACUACAACACCUUCGACGGGCGCACGUUUAACUUCCAGGGUACCUGCCAGUAUGUGCUGACCCGCGACUGCGGUAGUGCCCCCUCACCCCUCCAGGUGCUUGUGAGGAACGACGCCAGACGGACGCGCUCUUUCUCCUGGACCCAGUCCGUGGAGUUGAGGUUGGGGGGGCUCAGUCUCAGCCUCCACCAGCACCUGACGGUCCGGAGGAAUGGCACACGUAUCGCCCUGCCCUACCACGGACCCGGAGUCCACAUCGACCUGGAUGGAUACCUGCUCAAACUCACCACCAUCGCAGGCCUGGAGAUCACAUGGGACGGUGACAGCUUCGUGGAGGUUGUGGCGGCCCCCCAUCUGCGCGGACGUCUCUGCGGUCUGUGCGGGAACUACAACGGCCACAAGCGCGAUGACGCCCUUGGGGGCGAUGGCCAGUUCAAGUUCGACGUGGACGAGUUCGCCGAGUCGUGGCGUGUGGAGGGCAACGAGGUGUGCGCCCGCCAGCCGCCUCCCCGCCGGCCCACAUCCUUCCUGUGCCCCGGCAGCGUCAAGGUGAAGUUCCGUGCCCACCGGGAGUGCCAGAAGAUCAAGUCAUGGGAGUUUCAGAAAUGCCACCGUGUGGUCGACUUCUCACCCUUCUACAGGUCGUGCGUCACAGACAUGUGCGAGUGUCCAGUCCAUAAGAACUGUUACUGUGAGUCCUUCAUCGCCUACAGCCGGGCCUGUGACAGGGAAGGAGUUCCUGUCCCCUGGAGGCCUGACACUGCUUGUAUGGCCACCCAGUGUAAACACGGCGCCGUGUAUGACACCUGUGGACCCGGCUGCACCAAGACCUGCGACAACUGGAAUGAGAUCAGGCCGUGCCACAAACCCUGUGUGGCCGGCUGCCACUGCCCCGCCAACCUGGUGCUGUUCCAGGGUCGCUGUAUCAAACCUACAGCCUGCCCUGGACGGUGA
Molecule: messenger RNA, 2239 nt
Organism: Lampris incognitus (smalleye Pacific opah)
Lineage: Eukaryota; Metazoa; Chordata; Actinopteri; Lampriformes; Lampridae
Gene: bmper
Product: BMP binding endothelial regulator
Exons: 16
Coding region: 200-2239 (679 amino acids)
Molecular function (GO): protein binding
Source: RefSeq, a predicted model, not a curated record